Molecule: messenger RNA, 2689 nt
Organism: Gadus chalcogrammus (walleye pollock)
Lineage: Eukaryota; Metazoa; Chordata; Actinopteri; Gadiformes; Gadidae
Gene: pdia6
Product: protein disulfide isomerase family A, member 6
Exons: 13
Coding region: 85-1428 (447 amino acids)
Biological process (GO): response to endoplasmic reticulum stress
Cellular component (GO): endoplasmic reticulum lumen
Molecular function (GO): protein disulfide isomerase activity; protein-disulfide reductase activity
Source: RefSeq, a predicted model, not a curated record
GACUUCGCCUUCUACUUUUCAGGCGGCGCCGCUCAGAGGAGCUAACAGAGAGAGGAGCAAAGAGAGAGAAUAACUUGCUGAACCAUGGGCUCACUUUUAAUUGGUGUACUGGGCUGCUCUCUGGUGCUGGCCGUCAGCGGGUUCUACUCGGCCAGGGACGAUGUGGUGGAGCUCAACCCCUCCAACUUCAACAAGGAGGUGGUCCAGAGCGACAGCCUGUGGCUCAUUGAGUUCUAUGCGCCAUGGUGUGGCCACUGUCAGAGCCUGACGGCGGACUGGAAGAAGGCGGCCACAGCCCUCAAGGGUAUUGUGAAGGUGGGGGCUGUGGAUGCUGACCAACACAAGUCCCUGGGGAGCCAGUACGGGGUCCGGGGCUUCCCCACCAUCAAGAUCUUUGGAGCCAAUAAGAACAAGCCGGACGACUUCCAAGGCGGACGGACCAGCCAGGCCAUCGUGGAAGGAGCCAUGACCGCGCUGCGCUCCCUGGUGAAGGAGAGGCUCAGCGGCAAGUCAGGAGGUUCUGACUACAGCCGACAGAGCGGUGGUGGUGGUGGUGGUGGAGGUGGAGGUGGAGGCAGCACCAAGGACGUGGUGGAGCUGACCGACGACAACUUCGACAGGCUGGUGAUGGAGGGCGACGCCGUGUGGCUGGUGGAGUUCUUCGCCCCGUGGUGUGGACACUGCAAGAGCCUGGAGCCGGAGUGGGCGGCGGCGGCCAGCGCGGUGCAGGAGCAGACCAAGGGGAAGGUGCGCCUGGGGGCGGUGGACGCCACCAUCCACCAGGGGGUCUCCAGCCGCUACGGGGUCCGAGGAUUCCCCACCAUCAAAGUGUUCCGUAAAGGGGAGGAGCCUGAGGACUACCAAGGGGGGCGUUCCCGGGCUGACAUCAUCGCCAGGGCGCUGGACCUGUUCUCUGACAACGCCGUUCCGCCUGAGCUAAUGGAGAUCCUCAGCGAAGACAGUCUGAAGACCUGUGUGGACAGCCAGCUGUGUGUGAUCGCUGUGCUGCCACACAUCCUCGACACAGGGGCGUCCGGGAGGAAAAGCUAUCUGGAGGUUGUGAUGAAAAUGGCUGACAAGUACAAGAAGAAGAUGUGGGGGUGGCUGUGGACCGAGGGCGGGGCCCAGAUGGAGUUGGAGAAUGCCUUGGGAAUCGGAGGGUUCGGCUACCCAGCCAUGGCUGCCAUCAACGCCCGCAAGAUGAAGUAUGCUCUGCUCAAGGGCUCAUUCAGCGACAGCGGCAUUCACGAGUUCCUGAGGGAUCUCUCUAUGGGUCGUGGUUCCACGUCAACAGUUGGGGAGGGGGCGUGGCCCAAGAUCACAACGGUAGCGCCCUGGGACGGCAAAGACGGAGAGCUUCCUGCGGAGGAGGAGAUUGACCUCAGUGAUGUUGACCUCGACGACGUCUUCGAGAAGACCGAGUUAUGAGUCCGCGCUCCUGGCUGCGGCCCACCUGGCCCUGCUCUCCAUCCAGUUUGUUCCAGUUUGUUUUUGGUCGGGGUCCCGCCGUACCCCCUACCCCGACACCACCAUAUUCCCUGGAGAGACGCCGGGGGGAAAUGGAAAAGCCAUGCCGUUCCUCACGUCACCCUGGUCAGACACUUGGUGGGGGUCGGGGUGGGGUGAACUCCACCUCACGGACCUGCUGAAGAACUACAUAAUCACACAGUCGCCCUCCUAGGUGGAGGAAGAGGAUGGAUCUGACCAGCCUCUUCCCCUCUCACUGCCCCCCAACUUUAUGCCCACCUUUCCAAACACCAAUUUUUGUAAAACAUUUGAAUAAUUAUCUACCAUGAGUGUAUGUCCAGCCUGAUAUGAAUUUAGGUUUUGAGUGAGUCGCUUGCUUUUGUUUUAACGACCGGAGGGGAGUGCUCCGUCCGGGACUGAAAGGUGGGGUUAUGUGGGACGUCUUUGUGUAGAUUUUUCUUACACGACUUUAUUUCAAUUGUGUGAAAACAAAAUGACAUUUUUGUUACAAAAAUAAAAAGGAAUAAAAACAUGUUGAUGCGUCCACAUUUCAUAUAAACGGAAAAAUUAAAAUAUCAGUAAAUGCUGCAGUCGCAGUUACAGAGCGCAUGCAAAUACCAAAGGCAAAGAGAGCAACUACUGACCAAUCACGGCCCUUGUAGUUCCUGCUGAUACACUCAUCUCAAAGAGCUUCUACUAACGCCAUCUAACGUUCAGUCAAUCAGGGCUCCUCUUAGUUGAAUCAUAUAGUCAUAAUACUUGCAUUGUACUGUAAAUACAUUCUGAACAGUACAAAUAUUUAUCCAAGAUGGCACUUUAAAGCAGGAGAAAAUAUCUCAAGGAAAGGUAUCGGGGGUAAGAAAAGGUUUGAAUAGACCAAGCAUGUAAUAGCCCAACAGAGAGAUGGAAAGGAGAGCAAUAUUAAUACAGCAUAGAUAAAUAUAUCGUCAUGUAAACAUUAAGACAUGCGGUGACAUUUAUCAAGGGUACGCCAUUAAACUGUCCUCUGGUCCUAUGUGUGUUUAUGUGGACCGAUUUAUUCUGUUUAAACAGCGGCAGAGGAUUACCCUGGACAUCGUGUGGAGCAUGGAGACCAAAUACUGGUAGAGAGUCUUGUCUCGAUGCGUGUCACUAUGGACGUGUCUUAUUGUGUGUGUGUGUGUGUGUGUGUGUGUCUUAGUAACCUCCGGUCAGCGGUGCCCAGUACACAAAGAGGAAGACA